AUGGCUUUUCCGGUUGCCUUUGUAGUGUCGUGGCUGUCCCUGGCCAUUCUGGCUGCUGUGGCAAGCGCCGAAAUCACAUCUGAGGCGUUCAACCUCACAGACAUGGACACGAUGCUCCAGUAUAGCAACAGUGCUGGUGCCAGCGAGAACACCACCUGGAGCACGACAUUCAACGGGGUGCCGCGGGCUGACUCGGGCGUGGGCACCCAUGUGCACGUCAACACCGUUGAGAACGCCACUGUCUCUCUCACUUUCGCCGGCACCAUGGUGUGCUUCCAAGGCGCCUCAGACGGAGCGGAAUGGUCCUUGUCAGUGGACGGUAUCGAGAAUGGAGCGAGGACUGGGGACCUUCCAUGCACGAAACUACUCGGCUUUUCCGAGCACACGGCCGUGUUGACAAUAAUCAAAGGCAAAGUCAACAUCACUGGCUGUAUGGUGAUGUCGGGAAUGGACCGCCAAGGCCUUCCCUCUCUCACACAAACAUCCAUCCAAGCUGCAUCGACAGGCUCCGAUGGCAUCCCGAAGCUGCAAGCGAACCCGUUCUUUACUCCCACCGCUGAAGGAGGCAGCCAGUGGACUUUCCGUUCGGCUGUGGGGAUGACACCGUACCCGGUCCUCGUAAGCCCGGUCCUCAGAAAGCCCGCUGGGGAAGCGUCGCUGUUGGCCUCGCUACCGGCGAACACGAGCUUUGUGGAGAUCUUCGGGGCUUCAAGGCUCAACGGGUCCGACUACAGCAUUGUCUUCGAGCCCCCAAGCAGCUUCCACAACAACUCUCAGAUACUACACUCGUACCGACCCUUCUUCGACCCCGUGACACAGUUCAUGACACCUCUGGACCCUACCGUGCAGUACAACAUGACCAUCAACAUGUGGUCCAAUCCUGAACUGGAGGUGGACACGUUCUUCUUCCUGCACAGCGUGGUCUUUUACACGGGGACAAACGGCACCGCGGCCGCAUCGGGGCGGCCGAGCAAAGAGAGCGGUGGCGGCGGUUCAACCCCGGGUUCCCCAGAGCCUGUGGCCACAAGUGGAGCACACUCCAAAGGCCUGUCAUCAGGUGCCAUUGCCGGUAUUGUUAUUGGAGUCCUCGUGGUUGUGGCCGCUGCCAUUGCCCUCGUGGUCUUCUUGGCACGUAGGAGAAAGGGGUCGACGACCUCUGCCAGCGCCACUGGCAUCGUUGGGACUGAUCACCGUGUCAGCGCACCUCGGCCGAUGGCGGCGUCCGAGAACGGAUCCAUACAGCCUCUCAUUCGCCAACAAGCCUCGCAUUCAGAGGCCAGAAGCCACGGCCACGCUAGGGCUGCGGGCCAGAGGCUUCAGGUCAACACCGCCCACCCACGCACUUUGUCAGUGGUAUCUGGCCCCGACGACUACAUGUUGUCGCAGUCGGGCGGUGACGACUACAAACUGUCCCCCGUCGAGGACGAACAUCCACCGUGGGCUGAAAAGCGCUAA
This is a messenger RNA of Apiotrichum porosum, 1455 nucleotides long. RefSeq lists its product as uncharacterized. Lineage: Eukaryota; Fungi; Basidiomycota; Tremellomycetes; Trichosporonales; Trichosporonaceae. The transcript is spliced from 5 exons. The record is from RefSeq and is a predicted model, not a curated record. Bases 1 to 1455 code for a protein of 484 amino acids.